AUGGGCUCCACCCGCGCCGCCGUUACUAAGAGGCCUGCCGCCGGAGUCAAGAAGUCUUCCGCCGCAAAGAAGACCGCGGUGUCCAAGAAGAAGCCCGCAGCGACGGCUGCUGCUGCGAAGAAAAAGAUCGCCAAGAAGGCAGCCCCUUCUAAAAAGGCAGCCCCUGCUAAAAAGGCAGCCCCUGCUAAAAAGGCAGCCCCCGCUAAAAAGGCAGCCCCUGCUAAAAAGGCAGCCCCUGCUAAAAAGGCAGCCCCUGCUAAAAAGGCGGCACCAGCUAAAAAGGCGGCCCCGGCUAAAAAGCCAGCCUCGGCGGCCAAGGGCAAGAAGACCACCGCGCCUGCCAGCGGAAAGCGGGGGCUUAAGGGCCACGCUGCGCCGAGCUCGGCGACCGGCAAAGUGGGCAAGGUCGACCCCGCGGCCGGCCUGAGCGACGAUGCCGUUCUGGCGGAGGCGGAGGACGAGAACGAGGAGCUGGACGCGAUGCUGACCCUGAUUGACGUGAAGAAGAACAUGGACAAGUACUUCGUUCUCCAGGUGAUUCUCGAGCCCGCAGGCUCGUCCAAGAAGAAGGCCAAGACCGCCAAGGGCUCCUCUACGUCGGCCACGGACCAGGGCAAGCUGGAGGGCCCCUUCGACACCAUCGAGGAGGCCUCGGCUCUCUUCGCCGCCAAGUUCGAGGAGAAGACGGCGAACGAGUGGGACGUGGACGACCACGAGGACCGCCACGUUGUCAACAAAGGCGCGUGUGAACGCAAGUACAAGUGCCUUCGCCCCAACGCUUCCCAGGUCCAGGCGGAAGCGUGGCAGUACUGGGUCGACGACAACAUCGACGGGAAAACCGACGGCUGGUACGACUACGACGACAGCGCCGCGAUUGUCGUUGAGCAGCUCAACACCGAGUUCCAGACGAACCCGUCGAUGAGCCAGAGAGUGGUCACCAGCGGAACGUACAUGUACCUCGUGGACCUGGCUUUAAUGACCCAGACCAACAUUAGUCACCCCAACCGGAAGAUGCGCCACAUCCGCCGCAACCCGGGGAAGUCUCUGCCAAACACGCCUCCGGGGGUUUCCACCGGCAAGGGUAAGGGUAAGGGCAAGGGCAAGGCCGCGGUCUCCGUUACGGCCCCUCCCUCGCCCGCCCCCGCCGCCUCCAACGCCGAGGUCGACAAGUGCUGCCCGAAGGCCGGCAACACGGGCGUGUCCGUGCACGCCGGGCACGACGCUAAGCUUAACCAGACCGACAUCGCCAGCAACAAAAACAAGUUCUACAUCCUCCAGAUGUGCCGCGACGCCGGGCGCAACAACUACUUCGUCUGGUGCCGCUGGGGCCGUGUGGGGGAGCUCGGAGCGAUGGCUGAGCUGGGUCCUUUCAGCGACGAGAGUGAGGCUUCCAAGGUCUUCGCCCAUAAGUUCAAGAACAAGUCGGGCAACAAGUGGGGGGACGCCCAGAACGGCAAGUUCACGGCAGUGCCCGGGAAGUACGAGCUCAUCGAGACGGACAACUCGGACACCACAGCCGCCGCCGCUGUGGUUGCCGCCGGCGGCUGCCCGUCCUCCCCCGCCCGCCCCGCGAAGGUGCUGCCGUCGACGCUCGACCCCGCAACCAAGGAGCUCGUGGAGCUUAUCUUUAGCGAAGACAUGUUCAAGUCUGCGAUGUCGAAGAUGAACAUCGACGUCAAGAAGAUGCCCUUGGGACAGCUCUCCAGUGCCCAGGUCCAGCGCGGCUACCAUGUCCUUGAGGAACUGGAGGACGCGCUCAAGACCACCGGCAGGAACAAGGCGGCCUUGCUCGAAGCGCUUUCAGCAAAGUUUUACCAGGUGAUUCCCCACGCCUUCGGGCGCUCUAGGCCGCCGGUGAUCAACACGGACACCAUGCUCCGCGACAAGGUCGAGAUGCUCAACGUCCUUCAGGACAUCGACGAGGCACAGACCCUGCUGUCGUCCACGAGCGGUACAAAGCAGGGCAAGGGCAAGGGCGCCGAAAAGGUACCGACUGUACCGCACCCCACGGAUGUGAACUACGCCGCCCUCAACGCCGACCUCAAGCUGGUCUCGCCCGGCUCUAGCGAGCACAAGGUCAUCAAGACCUAUCUGGAGAACACUAAGCCGGGCUACGGCGACAUGGACCUGUUGAAUGUCUGGGCCGUCGACAGGGAGGGUGAGGGGCAGCGCUUCAAGGCGCACGAUAAGAUGACCAACCGCAAGCUUCUGUGGCACGGAACUAACGUGGCUGUCGUGGCUGCCAUCGUCAAGAGCGGGCUUCGUAUCAUGCCCCACAGCGGCGGACGCGUGGGUAAGGGCAUCUACCUCGCCUCCGAGAACGCGAAGAGCCGCCAGUACGUGCGCCCAGCGUACGGGGCGAAGGGCCCCGGGGUGAACCUAGGCAUCAUGUUCCUGUGCGAAGCGGCCUUGGGCAACGAGGCUAGCAUCACCGUCGACGACUGGAAGCUCACCAAGCCCCCCCAGGGGUACGACUCGAUCGUGGCGCGCGGGUGGCAGGAGCCCGACCCGUCCAAGGAUGUCGUCAUCACCAUCGAUGGGAAGUCGGUUAGCGUGCCCCAGGGCAAGCCUAAGGCCCAGUCCCAGUACAAGGACUCUAGGUUCUCCAACUCCGAGUACCUGGUGUACAAGGAGAGCCAACAGCGCAUCCGCUACAUGCUCACUGUCAAGUGCUGAUUUCAUCGCCGGGCCAUGCGGGGACGUGCCCAAAGAAAGGCAGACACAUGUAGCCGCCGCUUUGGUCUUGUCGUGGCGUUGCAUCGCAUCCCAAACUAAGUCCUGAUUGGUUCAGCUCACGCCUGGUUUGUGAGGGUUUAUGCCCCCGCGCUCGCGAGCACUGGUCGUCAUGUAGUCUAUAAUUUUGUUCAAUCUUGACGUGGUUUACGGAGCAACGCCACAGACGAUGAUUUCGUCGCCCAUGGGACGCGGCUUGAUGUACGCCGGGUGGGUUUUCGAGGCUGGAGGUGUAGGCGUGCAGACUACCCAACCCAUCAUGCCACGUGGCUUGUUUUUUGUUGUUGUUGUUGUUAUUGUUAUCUUGUUUACCGCGUUGUGGUUCUAGCUCGGACGUUUUGCGCGAGCUAAGUAAAUUGUUUUUUCCCUUUGUGUUGCAGUAUUCCUAAUUAAGUCGUAGUCUAGACUAAACGCUGAUGAAGUGACAUAUGGUUUCGUGAUUUCCAACAGAGAAGGGUCGCCAUUGAAUGGACUGGAGGAGCGAGCGGCCACGUUGUUCUCGAAAGCACGAGUCUGUCUGGUCACAUUUCAUCCAUCAAUUGUACCAGGAUCCCGGCCUUUCGACCCUGGGUGACGCUGCCCGUUGUCCAGGGAUCUUCGGCCGUGCCUGUUUUGUUGAAAUUCCGGGCCAGUUUUUUUACCAAUCAGCGAACUGGGAACCGAUGGUGAAUGAAUAUGAAUUCCCGCCAGUGUUGAUAUGGUGCGUAUUGAGUCCUGUUGGCACAAGCCAUAAAACUUGUAUUUUCGAGUAAGGUAUUGGAGAUGUUAUGUGGGGGUGGUAUUCGAUGUGUGUGUAAUUAGCGAGAUUUGCUGUCGUGAUAAUACGACCCGUCCUCUAGCGAGCAGUGUAUCGGCGUCGGAGGAGGGUGAGGGAGUGGUAGAGAUAGAUGUCCUGCACUUCGGUUGGCGCGAUUGGGCGUCGCAUCGGUUCAGUUCGGCACAAAGGAGUACGUAGCAGCAGCACAUCAAGCGCAACGAAUGGGGAUAACGUGUGUAUGCCAACGGCAAUGUUCAAUUUCUGUAAAAAGCAGCUCGCCGUUGUGUGCAGUCGUUUAAGGUGAAGGUUACGCGUGCUUCGAGAGAGAAUAAUCUUGAGUAUAAUGAGGCGGUGUUGAGUGGACGUUGUUAUUCGCCGUUCGUAGCUGCUCUGAGUGACCUUGUUGAUGGCAAGAACGACGACAAUUUAUGUACUUGGAGCUUGGAGACGCACGUCCGGCAAGGUUGUAGAUUUCCCUCUAUUUGGCGGUUUUCUUCUCGAGUGGCACACAGGCUACUGCUAGGCGUCGACUGUGUGAAUGCCAGUUAAAAUCGGGCAAAAAACUCUCGACA
Molecule: messenger RNA, 4062 nt
Organism: Ectocarpus sp. CCAP 1310/34
Lineage: Eukaryota; Phaeophyceae; Ectocarpales; Ectocarpaceae
Source: the annotation of a GenBank genome assembly